AGUUCGACACUCAAUACAAUACUUAAAUUACUCUUCUUACUCUUUUAUAUAUAUUUUCAUGUACACGGAUAAUAAUGGUCUCAAUAAUAUUUUAAAUUAGUAAUAAUGCGUUUCUUAGUUAAAACAAUCUUUACAAUUAAAUAUAUCGGACGGCUCAGAGUUAUUCUCGUGUUCUGCUGUCACAGCAGGAAAUCCUUUUCCCGCCCACUACACUCGCGCGAAUUUCAUUUCCUGUCAGUCAGUCACUACGACGGAGGAGAUGGAAGAGCCACCCAAAAUCCAGCGACUCAGCGAGUCGGUUGUUAACCGAAUCGCCGCCGGUGAAGUCAUCCAGCGUCCUGUAUCCGCCGUAAAGGAGCUCGUCGAGAACAGCCUGGACGCCGCUUCCACUUCCAUAAACCUUACUAUCAAAGACGGCGGCCUCAAACUCAUCCAAAUCUCCGAUGACGGUCACGGCAUCCGUCACGAUGAUUUACCGAUCUUAUGCGAGCGUCACACGACUUCCAAGUUGUCUUCAUUUGAGGACUUGCAGAGCAUCAAAUCGAUGGGGUUUAGAGGAGAAGCUCUCGCUAGCAUGACCUACGUUGCACAUGUCACCGUUACUACCAUUACCAAAGGCCAAUUGCACGGUUACAGGGUAUCUUAUAGAGAUGGUGUCAUGGAGCAUGAACCUAGGCCAUGUGCUGCUGUAAAAGGAACACAGAUAAUGGUUGAGAAUCUAUUCUAUAACAUGGCUGCAAGGCGGAAGACACUACAAAGUUCGUCGGAUGAUUACUCAAAGAUAGUAGAUGUUGUCAGUCGGUUUGCUAUUCAUCAUACUAAUGUCAGUUUCUCUUGCAGAAAGCACGGAGCUGUUAAAGCAGACAUUCACACAGUGGCCACAUCUUCAAGGCUUGAUGCCAUCAGAACAGUUUAUGGGGUCUCAGCUGCUCACAAUCUGAUUGAAGUUGAAGCUUCAGACGAUGAUCCGUCUUCUUCGCUUUUUGAGAUGAAGGGUUAUGUUUCUAAUGCUAACUAUGCUGCCAAGAAAAUCACUAUGGUGCUUUUCAUCAAUGAUAGGCUGGUCGAAUGGUCUGCAUUGAAGAGAGCUAUUGAAAUUGUUUAUGCAGCAACAUUACCUAAAGCAGCCAAGCCUUUUAUAUAUAUUUCAAUUGUUUUACCACCUGAGAAUAUUGAUGUCAACGUGCAUCCAACAAAAAGAGAGGUGAGCCUCUUAAAUCAGGAAGUUAUCAUUGAGAAGAUACAAUCGGUGAUUGAAUCAACAUUGAGGAAUUCCAAUGAGGCUCGGACAUUUCAAGAACAAACAGCUGGACAAUCUUCUACCUCUCGUAUUAAUAAGAGCAAGGAGGUUAACCUAAGCCCUAUGCCAUCGGGCUCGAGAUCAGAGAAAGUGCCAGUACAUAAGUUGGUUAGAACAGAUUCAUUAGAUCCUGCGGGAAGGUUACAUGCCUACAUGAAAGUUAUGCCUGGUGGACAUCUAGAAAAGAAUGUCACUUUGAAUGCAGUAAGGUCCUCAGUUAGACAAAGAAGGAGCCUAAAAGAUUCUGCAGAACUCACUAGCGUAGAAGAACUUCUUGACGAGAUCAGUAACAACUAUGAUCCUGGAAUGAUGGACAUUGUAAAGCACUGCACAUAUGUUGGAAUGGCAGAUGAUGUUUUUGCUUUGCUUCAGCAUAAAACUCAUCUUUAUCUUGCAAAUAUUGUAAACUUGAGCAAAGAGCUUAUGUAUCAGCAAGUUCUGAGCCGUUUUGGUCAUUUCAAUGCCAUUCAGCUAAGUGAUCCAGCACCCAUCAAAGACUUGAUUAUAUUGGCACUGAAGGAAGAGGAUAUAGAUUCAGAAUGUAAUGAUGAUGAUACAUUUAAAGAGAAGAUUGCAGAAAUGAAUACGGAGCUGCUGAAGCAAAAGGCUGUAAUGCUGGAGGAGUAUUUCGGCAUUCAUAUUGAUGAUCUUGGAAAUAUCUCUAGACUUCCUGUGAUACUUGACCAGUAUACUCCUGACAUGGAUCGCAUCCCUGAAUUUGUGCUUAGUUUAGGCAAUGAUGUUGACUGGGAAGAUGAAAGUCACUGCAUUCAAGCCGUAUCAGCUGCUCUGGGAAAUUUCUAUGCUAUGCAUCCACCGUUGUUGCCCAAUCCAUCCGGUGAGGGAAUGCUUUUCUACAAGAAGAGAAAACUAUUUGACGGUUUUGCCCUGGAGAAUACCUGUGAUAGUACUGGGAGUGAUGUUAUUGACAACAAUAUUGAACAAGAACUCCUUUCUGAAGCUGAGACAGCGUGGGCCCAACGUGAAUGGUCAAUACAACAUGUGCUUUUUCCAUCCAUGAGACUUUUUUUCAAACCACCUGCUUCCAUGGCUACUAAUGGGACCUUUGUUAAGGUAGCUUCAUUGGAAAAAUUGUACAAGAUUUUUGAAAGAUGCUAGUCAACCAAGUGGAUUUGGUAAGACUGAGGACAUUGAUUUUGCACUGGGAAUUAUGAUUUUAUUGCUUACACAUGUGUAUAUGUAUCUACUAGUAUAUAGAUGAUUAAAGUGGCCUAGUGAUCUUUUUUGCUAAGCGAUUUCGAAUGUAUAGGCGUGAUACAGUUGAUUUUGAGAAGUGAUGUAUUGUGUGUGUCUUAUGUAUCUACUACAUCUUUUAUUUUGUGCAAUCUUCACCAUCAGUACUAUGCUUAGAUCAUCAAAUGGACUCUAUAAGGCUUCAACUACGUGCAUAAAGAUAUUGAUUUUACUUUUGAAUGACACAUAUAAUAUUGAAAUCAA
Messenger RNA from Trifolium pratense (red clover), 2758 nucleotides. RefSeq names its product DNA mismatch repair protein MLH1. Gene Ontology annotation, cellular component: MutLalpha complex. Gene Ontology annotation, molecular function: mismatched DNA binding; ATP-dependent DNA damage sensor activity; ATP hydrolysis activity. NCBI's taxonomy places the organism in Eukaryota, Viridiplantae, Streptophyta, Magnoliopsida, Fabales, Fabaceae. The coding region runs from base 260 to 2419 and encodes 719 amino acids. The record is from RefSeq and is a predicted model, not a curated record. Gene Ontology annotation, biological process: mismatch repair. The transcript has 15 exons.